CACUCACGUCUUGCAGGUAACCGCAGCUGGCUUAAGCCUUUCACCGGAACAGUUCAUGGCUCUUGCUGCUCUCUUGAUCGCCGUGAUCACACUCCCCUUGAGCUCACCGGCCCGCGGGGAGCUCACCAUCAUUGAGCACCCGGUGGAGGCGAGCCGGCCACUACGCCUCCUCGUCAUCGGCGAUUGGGGCCGGAAGGGGAGGUACAACCAGUCCGGGGUAGCCAAACAGAUGGGGAAGGUUGCUGAGGACGUGAGCAUCGACAUGGUUGUGUCCACCGGGGACAACUUCUUGGACGACGGCCUGGCCAGCGUCGAUGACAAGGCGUUCCACGAGUCCUUCGUGGAUGUCUACACAGCGAAGAGCCUGCAGAAGCCAUGGUACCUUGUUCUAGGGAACCAUGACUACAGGGGAGACGUACUGGCACAACUUGACCCAGCUUUGCGCAACAUUGACAGCCGAUUUAUAUGCAUGAGAUCCUUCGUUGUUGAGGCAGGAAAUGUCGAUUUCUUUUUCGUCGAUACAAGCCCAUUUCAGCUCAAGUAUUGGACUGAUCCAGGGGAAGACCACUACGACUGGAGGGAAGUUGCCCCUCGAGAAGCAUACAUAGAAAAUCUCCUCAAGGAUUUGGACACUGCAAUGAAGAGAUCAAGAGCGACAUGGAAGGUGGCCGUAGGGCACCAUACCAUGAGGAGUGUGAGCUCCCACGGCGACACUCAGGAGCUCCUCCAGCUCCUCCUCCCGGUGCUCAAGGACAACAGCAUCGACCUCUACAUCAACGGGCAUGAUCACUGCCUGGAGCACAUCAGCAGCAGGGAUAGUUGCAGCCCAAUUCAAUACUUCACCAGUGGAGGCGGGUCCAAGGCGUGGAGAGGCGUCUUCCGACCAAACGAUGACAAGCUGGAGUUCUUCUACGACGGGCAAGGCUUCAUGUCUCUGGAGGUGGAUGGCGACUUGGCCCGUGCCGUCUUCUAUGACAUAGAUGGACAAGCAUUGCACAGCUGGAGCUUGAGCAAAAGCCGUCGACUCCAGGUUGAUCAGCCCCCGAUAUGCUCUUGUUCCUCAAAAAUAAGAAGCUGCAGUAGUAACUUGGAUGCUAAAAGUAUAUAUGCAGUAAGUAGUAGUUAGAUCUUAUUGUCUCGUGAAAAAGAGGCGUUGUCUUUUAGGUUUAAAUGCGGUUGGAUAUGUUAUAUUUGGCGAUAUAGGUUAAGAUGUGUUACAUAUAUCAUAUAUGACUAUCUUAGCCAUGAUGUAAGUGCGUGUAUGUAACCAUCUUACUAUGUGCUCUAUUUCAUGAAGGAAAAAAUGACGUCAAA
Panicum virgatum (switchgrass) is the source of this 1314-nucleotide messenger RNA. Its product is annotated as purple acid phosphatase 4-like. The coding region runs from base 56 to 1126 and encodes 356 amino acids. The record is from RefSeq and is a predicted model, not a curated record. The transcript is spliced from 6 exons. Lineage: Eukaryota; Viridiplantae; Streptophyta; Magnoliopsida; Poales; Poaceae. Gene Ontology annotation, molecular function: ferric iron binding; acid phosphatase activity; ferrous iron binding.